Messenger RNA from Colletotrichum spaethianum, 1038 nucleotides. Its product is annotated as short chain dehydrogenase yanD. The transcript is spliced from 2 exons. The record is from RefSeq and is a predicted model, not a curated record. The coding region runs from base 1 to 1038 and encodes 345 amino acids. NCBI's taxonomy places the organism in Eukaryota, Fungi, Ascomycota, Sordariomycetes, Glomerellales, Glomerellaceae.
AUGGGAACAAAGCAGGAAACGACGGCGGAACCCCAGGCGAGCGUCCCUCGCUUUUUCUACCAGCAGAUCACCGUCAAACCUGCUGAGAUCCAAAAUGUCAACCUACAGGGCAAGACGGCCAUCAUCACCGGCGCCAACACCGGCGUAGGCUAUGAAGCCGCCAGCCAGCUCCUUGGACUCGGCCUGAGCAAGCUCGUCCUGGCCGUGCGAAACCUGGACAAGGGUAAAGCUGCGGCCGCGAAGCUCUCUGCGAGUCACAAGGUCGCAGAAGGCGCUAUUGAGGUGUGGGAGCUCGACCUUUCCGUGUAUGAAUCCAUUGUCAAAUUCGUCGAACGCACCAAGACGCUUGAGCGCAUCGACUUCAUCGUCCUCAAUGCGGGCGUCGCCCACGCAAAGCGCGUCUUUAACGAAAAGACAGGCCACGACGAGAUGGUGCAGGUCAACUUUAUUUCAACAGCCCUCCUCGCCAUUCUGCUCCUGCCCGUCGUCCAAGCCAAGCGCGAGAGCCAGCCGCACCCCACGCGCAUCACCUUUACUUCGUCGGAGGUCGCUGGGUGGACUGCUUUUGCAGAGAGGAAAGACUUUCCUCUGCUGGCUGCCCUAGACAAGGAAGGCAAGGUGGACAUGUUGGAUCGCAUGUUCGUGUCGAAGCUGCUCGGCCAGUUUUUUAUCCACAGGCUAGCGGCCAUCGUGCCUCCAUCCAUCGCCCUCAUCAACUCAACAUCACCUGGCUCGGUCCACGACUCUGAGUUCAACCGCGAGCACGACAAGACGUUCUCAGGUGCCGCCGCCAAGGUGUUCAUGAAGCGUGUCGCUAACAGCGCUGCGGUGGGCUCACGCUUCGUCACCGAUGCGAUCGUCAACCAUGGCGAGGAAACGCAUGGACUAUUCCUAUCAUUCACCAAGUUGUACAAGUUGGCGCCGAUUAUCUAUACCCCCGAAGGUGAGAAGAUUGAGGAGCAGCUGUGGUCGGAGUUGAUGGCGGAGUUCGCGCCCUUCAAAGCUGAGGAGAUUAUCAAAUCAGUGACAGAGAAAUAG